CGAUAUAUAAAUACAAUCACGCACGUUUUAUAGCUGCAGUUGCUGCUGUAGUGUUGUUAAUACGUCGUGGUAAUUGCGAAUCGGUAGAUUCCUUUUUACUAGGUACUACUGUAAUAUUGUACUAGUUAUCCGGUAAGCGACAAGCGUUAAAAGCGGAUUCCAACUCGAUAACACUUGAACGUUAAUGACUAAUACCCACAAAACUUCAUCCAUACAUAUCUAAUACAUAUUGUUAUUCAGCUACCACUAUUUACAACAGUUGAUCACCUCAAUAAUUCUUCAGACUGUCGACUUCCACGAGUCCAGUGUCCAGCUUUCCGAUAAUUUGCGAGUACCUAAUAGUGUACAUCAAGUACUCAACAGCUGCUGUCUAAGGUUCACCGUCUAUAGUUUGCGGAAUUAUUGAAAAUGAAUGCAAAUUACAAAGCACUGGACAGGGAUGGACGGAAGAAAAGUUUAAGAGAAGGACUACCAGCUUAUGCUUACUCACGAGGAGUUGAAUUGCGUAGUGAUAAAAAUCCUUACUUAUACAUGCAAUCAGAAGUGUUUGAUCCUAGAAGAAAUGUUCUUAACAUUAGCUAUCCUAUAAAUGUUCCUGAAUUCGAGCUACCAAAUGAAGAACAAAUAUCUUAUUAUGAGCAAUUAAUGAUGAUGAGCAAUGAAACUAUUGUACUAAGUAAUUUCUUAGAUGAACGAGGAACAUUGCUCUGCCCAAAAGUUAUUCACAAGAAGCCUGAAUCAAUUCAAGAACUUUCACUGAAGAAACCGACAUUGAACAAGUGUUCAUCAGAAAUUUUACCAUUUUACAAAAUAUGUUUUGAGUUAAUGAAAGUACCUACAAAAGAUUCAAAAUGGAAACUAUGUUUAAUUACUGAACAUUCAACUGAGCUACGAUCUGAAAUACAACAAAUUUACUUGCAUAUGUGGUUAUAUUAUAAACAUUAUAUGGAAAAAGUUGAUUUAGGUGUGUUGGAUACUUGUAAUAAAAUAAUGGGAUUUGGACAAUCUGUGACGGAAACUGAACGAAUUUAUCUUACAAUACGGGAUGAUUAUUUAAUGGCGACACAAAUAUUAGUUUUAUUAAAAUGCAUACUAUCCAAUCCACAUAUAUCUGUUUUUAAAGAAAUUAUGGAGACACUAGAAUUAUGGAAAAUCCUAUUACAAAAGAUGAGUACUAAUCCAAAGAUGUAUGAAUUGUCAUCAUACAAUACUACUUUGGAGAUGGCCGAAUUGUUAGAACUACUAAUUAAAAGCUAUUUCAAAACGAGGCAUUAUUUAGAAGCUUGUUUUGAUUUAAUGGUUAAUAAAGAAGACACCAUUAAAGAACAGCAGGUCAAAAAUGAUAUGUUAUGCAAAUAUUGGUAUUUAAUGGUUGACACUCCAGAACAUUAAUAUGUAUUUAAAAACGUUUUGCCAAUUUUAUAAGUGAUUCUUAAAAUUGCAACUUCUAAUUUUAUGUCCUAACAGUUACUUAUUUUUUUUUCUGUACCAAUUUAAUGAUUUUUUUUUUUUGUUUUAUUCAAAGUGAUGUUUUAAGUAUAUAUUUUAUGUAUUUUUUUAAUUUACAAAUAGCAUAUUAUA
Molecule: messenger RNA, 1581 nt
Organism: Rhopalosiphum maidis (corn leaf aphid)
Lineage: Eukaryota; Metazoa; Arthropoda; Insecta; Hemiptera; Aphididae
Exons: 9
Coding region: 409-1392 (327 amino acids)
Source: RefSeq, a predicted model, not a curated record